AUGGAGAUGGAAAUGUAUAAUGUUGGAAGUGGUGCUUCAGAGUUAUUUUUAAAACUUCCUCAUAUUUUGUUAACAAAAAUAGUCAGGCAAUUAGAGAAUAACUUGGAUAGAAUCUGUCUUUCAUUAGUUUGUAGAAAAUUUUAUGAUGAAAGAGACUCUUAUCUUUCAUUCAAUUCCGACUUUAUCGCAAAAUGCACCCCAUUUGCCAAUCAACCUGUCAUGUUCUCAAGAUCCUAUCAAAAACAAUUCAAUGACCAAAUCAAUUCAGAGCCAAAAAACAGUCUUUUGUUUAUUAGCAGUUCAGAAAUUCAACCAUUUGGAAGCGGUGCCUUUAAUCAGAUUUUCAAUGAUAAUUCAAUUGAAAAGAUCUAUUUUGCAGAUAAUUUUAAAUGGGAUCUAAAUCUGUACACUAAAUUAAUUGGCAACAGUAAUGUCAAAACGAUUCAAUUGGGUUGGAAUUUCAAUGAUUCUAUUCCACCCAGUUCGAUUCCAUCAAACAUUGAAACUAUUAUUUUUGGAUUCAAUUUCAACAAAGAACUUGAAGUUGGCUCACUUCCUCCCAAUCUAAAGAAGAUCAUUUUCGAAGGAUACUUCAAUAAGGUAUUUCAACCUGGUGUGCUUCCAAACUCUCUGGAAGAAAUACGCUUCGGUUCACACUACCAAAUGGAGUUCAUUGUUGGGUCGCUUCCAGCGAAUUUGAAAGUCAUGGAGUUCACUAACGACUAUGACCCACCUCUUAGUACAGUGACUCUACCACCAACUCUGGAAAGAAUAACCAAGUUAAGAGCUAGAGAUUUACCACAGCUACCUUCAUCGAUCAAAUCGAUUUCUAUCAAUGGUUCCGGAACCAUUGGACAACUACCGAAUGGCCUUGAAGAGCUGACACUAUGUGGAAUGGUUUUCUCACUCCCUAAAGGAUGGAUACCAAACACAGUUACAAAACUAGAGUUUCAACAGAAAGUUAGAUAUUCAUUGGAAGGCGUUAUACCGAAUUCUGUGAAACAUCUCUCCUUUGAGAAGAAUGCAAGGGUGUUGGCACCAGGAACCAUCCCAAGCUCCGUCACCACAUUGAAAAUUCACAAUUGUAAACAAGCCUCUGCUAAUAUCAUUCCGAAAUCGGUGGAGACAUUGUAUGUCAACGAGAAUUUCAUUGAUAUUAAUAAUCUUCAUUCUCUACCCUCGAGUGUUAGAAACAUCAUUGUUAUGCGCACCAAUGAUCCUACGAGAGAAUUCCACCUGAAGCCAAUCGAUAAUGAUAAUUUCAUUCUAAUGCGGUUACAGAAAUUUUCAGUGCAAUGUGGUUUCACACACAUUGACCAAUUACCAAACCUAAUAAAAUCUGCUCGACCACCAAAGUUUUAA
Heterostelium album PN500 is the source of this 1362-nucleotide messenger RNA. RefSeq lists its product as uncharacterized. The record is from RefSeq and is a predicted model, not a curated record. The coding region runs from base 1 to 1362 and encodes 453 amino acids. The transcript is spliced from 2 exons. NCBI's taxonomy places the organism in Eukaryota, Evosea, Eumycetozoa, Acytosteliales, Acytosteliaceae.